AUGCGUCUUUUAACCGUGCUUCUCGCCACCACCACAGCAACUUUUGCUUCUUUCUGUGGAAACUCAGGAAUUCCUUUCAGUUUUGAAGUUUGUAAAAGUUUCCGUUUCUUUUUCGAAGUAAAGGCUUUUGUAGACCCUUCCCGACGGACAGCCAGUAUUGGGUUGUGCUCGACCAUCUUGUUUUGGUUGGAGCCCAAAAGGAACUCCAAUCAGCAACUCUGCCAAUUUCUACCGGUUCGUUGCAAUGGAGUUUUUUAACUUCCAAAUAUCUCUCAAAUAAUGAAAGAAAAUCAAUGAUUUCUAUUUAAUUUUUUUGGAGCUAGCUUCUUGAAAGGUAUGCUGCACAUUUUGAACUUACUAGCUUUCAAACUGUCUUCGUUUUUGAACCUUCUCGAACAUAUUUCACUUGAAAUUGUACAUUCGUCGCAAUUUGUUAAGACAAUAGCUCAUAAGAACUUGAAAUUUGUGUUGUUUAACUCGAAAAUUCCUUACAACAACGGUUCAAAAUUUCCUAAUCAUAAUAAAAAUCCCUUCUACAAGAGCUUUUUGAAACGAAAAACUUUGCUUUUUCUGGGGAAGCUCUCAUUUACUAGAGAAAAAUAUUGUGAGAAGAAAGUUGAUUUCAAAUGAAAUUUCAAGCCUUACUUUUUCAGCAUUAACAAGAGACCUGAUGGCUUCUUCCGGAAAGACCGCAGCAGUGUCCCACCAUUCCAUCCAAGCGACUCUCGUUAUUACUCCAAGCAGACAGCUGUAAGCAUUUUCUUUCUCUUUAGAAAAAGUACAAAAAACUCUAAACAGUUGAGUAGGAGUUCGAAGUAUUAUGACUAAGAAAAGUACGCAUUUUUCAAUUUGAAGCAAUUUUCCAAUAUGGAGAAACGCCGCGUUGACCUCAAUAUUUUUCCUAUUAUCCUGUGUUUCUUUUUUGGAGGGAGCGCAGAAACGCGUUUCCUGGCUUGACCGAUAGAAGCAUGGCGGCGCCAAAUUCCUUUCCAAGAACAUUGAAAUGUUUUUUUCCUGUUUCAGUGCGAUUAAAUGAACUGCUAGACGUUAAGAAUAUUGCUAAAAAAACGAUAAUUUAGAAAUAAUUUGUAGAGAAAAGUGUUUGUUAGAAAAAGAACAUAAGGGAAAGAAAAAAAUUGAAAAAUAAGGGAAAAGUUAGAGAAAGUCGGGUCAAAUUCUGACUGAUUUUUUUCAAUAUAAAAAAAGAACCCACAAAAAUUUUAUUCCUCUCGCGAUUUCAUAACGAUUUUUGAUCUGAAUCUAACAAAAUGCCGAUCAAAAAUCGAUGAAAAUGAAAAAAAAAGUCUUAUUUCGGAGAAAUUCUUUCGGAAAGCGUCAGAAUCAAGAUUUUUAGGAGAUGUCUUUUUUUUCAAAUCGUUAAGCUGUCGUUUGUCCAGCAGGUUCGAGCGAGACUUUCUUUCCUCCUCUCCGCAUGGGCAGGGUUAGAAAGAAAAGAAAUUUCCUCGUGCUUGAUCUCAAGCGUGAAAGAGAAAGUGAACUCGUUUCGGGGGCUUUACAAAUGACCGGUGCCCUUCAAACUCGAUUAAACAUUCACGUCCGAGGAAAGUCCUUCUAAUUCCCUCCGUGAUUUUCUUAAAUGGUUGUCCGAAAAGCAGUAAAUUAAAUUUUAUCGUUUCGAAACCCUUACUAAUUAUGAUUUUACAGAUCUGUGAAGGAACCUAUCAGUCGACCCAAUGCCUUUCCGAGAACCAAUGGGUAGGAGGAAUCGCACCACUGACCAACGCUUCCUCUCAACCGUCCGUUUUUCCGGAAAACAAACUUUUCUAAAGGUACCAUCUUUCAGAACCGUCCUCCAAUGCUGCUCCUGGGACCCACUGCGUUUGUCGACUGACCGAGGAAUCGCUGUCGUGGCUCCAGGACAGAUUGUCAUCGGAGGAGAAGUGACCAAGGACAACCGCCAGUACGCCUUCGACUACAUCAGCAACGUCGAGAAGAAGCUCAACGCUGAUGGAUCUGUCUUCUACGAAGUUGCCGUCCGCCGGUUCCCAUGCCUUCCUGUCCAGGAGUUCAGCAACGUUGCAGGUGAACUUUUGCAUGAGAAAAAACCUCUUUUGUAACAAGAGGUCAAUCCUUAUUUUACUUCCUUUCUGUUGAGUUUCGGCGUUUGAAUUAAAAGAAAAAUGUUCAAAAAACAGCAAUAAUCAAAUCUUGAUAUAAACCAGAAGAAUUUCAGAUGAAAUCAUCACUUCGGAAGCUGCCAUCCGUGAGUUCAACAAGUUCGGCAAAGUCUCCAAAGGAAACUCGUUUGCAUUCCAAGCUCCGACUGUGAACGGAGAAGACCCCAUCCCACUGCCAGGCGAUAACAACGCCGCAACCAAUGUACUGAAAACUUCCCGAAACUUCAUAACUUUCUUUUUGUAGAACGUCGAGGGUCCAUUCGGUGAAGACGUUGUUGUUGAAGAAAUCGUCGCUCAGCCUGGAUUCCUUCAACAGCCGGCUCCUGCUCAGGUAACUUAGAAAAACUUAAUGUCUUUUCAUUUUUUCCUUUCCAGCAGCCACCACCACCACCACCUCAACAGCAGUUCGUUGUGAGUAAAUACGGCUAUUUUUUGGAAAUUGAUAUCUCUGUCAGGAAAAAGCUGUUUUUCAAGUUUCUCAAUUCGAAAUUCCUUUAUAAGAUGGAUGGAUCUAGGGCAAUUUGAAUUUUCAGCCUCCUCAACAAUUCCCUCAGCCUCCUCCACAGUUCCCUCAACAACCGCCACCACAAGCCUUCCCUCAACCUCCUCCUCAGCCUUUCGUCCCACCUCAGCCAGCCGCUCCUCCACAGGUCUACUACCCAGCUGGAGCCGCAGGAGGAGGCAGUCCAUACUACUGCUUCACUGAUGACACCAUGGUUUUCGAUCCACACACUUCCAUGCAAGUUAAAAAGCUUCAGGUAAAACUGCUCGAUGGAUCUGCCAAGCGAAUGGAUGAAUUGAAAGUUGGCGACUGGGUUCAAAGCAUCGGAGAAAACGGCGUUGAAAACGUCCCCGUCACUUUCUGGCUGCACAAGGUUCCAGAACAGUUUGCGCAAUUCCAACGGUGAGAUUCUUCUCUAUUCAACCGUUAUAACUAUGAAUUCAGCCUCGAGUUGGAAGAUGGAAGCGAGUUGAAAUUGACAGCCGAGCACUACAUCUACAAGACAGAAUGCGAAAAAUCCGGAGAGGUGUCUACUAAGGACAUUGCUCGUGCUUCUGUGUUCGCCAAGGAAGUCAAGGAAGGCGAUUGUCUAUACCGAGUCGAUGGGGUUUGAUUCUGAAGUAUUUUCCGGAAUAGAUAUGAAUCUUCAGAAAAAAGUCUUGUUGACCAAGGUGGACCGAGUUUCGACCGUCAACUCUACUGGAAUCUACUCUCCCAUGACUUCCACCGGAAGAGUACGAAAAACUGGCUGUUCUAAGAAAAAUUGACGACUUUUCAGAUCCUUGUGAAUAACAUUCACGCCUCGUGCCACACUAUUGUGGAGAGUCACUCUCUGCAAAACUCCUUCUUCUCGGUAUGAACUGAUUCGAAAAAAAAAAGAAAAAAAAUUUCAUUUGCAGUACGUUGACUACUUCAACCAGCUGUAUGAUGGUAUCUUCGGCGCGUCGUCGGAGGUAAAUUCAAGCGUUUUCCAGUUCAACAAAAAGAACAAUUUUCAGCGCGAAGUUCCGAUGGGCAUGGACACAAUCGUCCAAAUGAUGGAGAUCGUCCUGCCGAAAAACCUUAUCACCAUGUAA
Caenorhabditis auriculariae is the source of this 3716-nucleotide messenger RNA. NCBI's taxonomy places the organism in Eukaryota, Metazoa, Nematoda, Chromadorea, Rhabditida, Rhabditidae. The record is from the annotation of a GenBank genome assembly.